Gamsiella multidivaricata is the source of this 1440-nucleotide messenger RNA. RefSeq names its product serine incorporator/TMS membrane protein. NCBI's taxonomy places the organism in Eukaryota, Fungi, Mortierellomycota, Mortierellomycetes, Mortierellales, Mortierellaceae. The record is from RefSeq and is a predicted model, not a curated record. Gene Ontology annotation, cellular component: membrane. The coding region runs from base 1 to 1440 and encodes 479 amino acids. The transcript is spliced from 6 exons.
AUGGGUGCAGCACUUAGUUUGCUGGCCUGGCCUGCAAUCGGAGGCAUUGGGUCAAUCCUCGCCUCCUGUUUCUCUGCCGCCGCAUGCUCACUUGCCUGUCGGUCGUGCAAUUGCAACAACUCCAUAGCCACCCGCGUCGGCUAUGCUCUCAUAAUGCUUGUCAACUCGCUGUUGGCCUGGGUAUUGCUGUCAGACUGGGCAUCAACGCAAUUGGAAAAAGUCACUCACGGGUACCUCAAACUCAACUGUGAGGACGCAUCAUGUUACGGAACUCUAGGGGUGCAACGAGUUGGGUUCGCCUUGGCGUUGUUCCAUUUCAUCCUCGGCGCUUUGUUAAUCGGAGUCCACGAUUCGCGUUCAAAGCGCGCUGCUCUCCAGAACGGGUGGUGGGGCCCCAAAGUCGUCGUCUGGAUUGGGCUCGUCAUCGCCUCGUUCUUUAUCCCCACUGGAUUCUUUAUGUUCUACGGAAAUUACAUCGCUCUUAUGGGAGCCAGCAUCUUCAUUUUCUUUGGCCUCAUCCUCCUCGUCGACUUUGCACAUACCUGGUCCGAGACUUGUAUCGCCAAAUGGGAACAAUCCGACACCAACAAAUGGCAGUUCAUUCUCGUCGGAUCGACCUUGAUCAUGUAUUUGGGCGCCAUCAUCCUCACGGGAAUCAUGUACGGCUACUUCGCCAAUAGUGGAUGUGGCAAGAACAUCUUUUGGAUCACCUUCAACCUCAUCCUUGCAGUUGCCGUGACCACCAUCGGUAUUUUGCCCACGGUCCAGGAGGCUAACCCACGCUCGGGGUUGGCUCAGUCAUCCAUGGUCGUUAUCUACUGCGCCUACUUAGUCCUGAGUGCCGUCGCGAAUGAGCCGGAUGAGGGAAACAAUUGUAACCCGCUGAACAAGGCUCGUGGAACCAGGACAACUACUGUGCUGAUGGGAGCUGUGUUUACCUUCUUGGCGGUCGCUUACUCAACAUCCAGGGCAGCAACGCAGGGAGGAAAGGCGAUGAUCAAUAAUGGCGACUAUGCACCUCUCAACUCAGACUCUGCGGUUCCUUUGGUCACAAGCGCCCCUGGUGGAUCUUCCAUGCGCAGAUCAGACGCUUUGCUUGCGGCUGUCGAGAGCGGAGCACUGCCUGUCUCAGCAUUGGAUGAGGACGAUGACGAUGACGAUGACGAGAACUACGAUGUCAAGGACGACGAAAAGAACGGAUGCCAGUACAACUACACGUUCUUUCACCUCGUCUUCGCGCUCGCGGCCAUGUACAUUUCGAUGGUCCUCACUAACUGGAACACCUUUCAGCAACCCGAGAGCGAGGAGCAUCUGAUCCUCAUUGGACAAAGCUGGCCUGCUGUCUGGGUCAAGAUCGUCUCGUCAUGGAUCUGCUAUGGCCUCUACAGCUUUUCGCUACUGGCGCCUGUUAUCUUCCCAGACCGGUUCAUGGACUAUUAG